Molecule: messenger RNA, 2717 nt
Organism: Exophiala xenobiotica
Lineage: Eukaryota; Fungi; Ascomycota; Eurotiomycetes; Chaetothyriales; Herpotrichiellaceae
Exons: 1
Coding region: 74-2359 (761 amino acids)
Biological process (GO): carbohydrate metabolic process
Molecular function (GO): hydrolase activity, hydrolyzing O-glycosyl compounds
Source: RefSeq, a predicted model, not a curated record
CGACAGUGCUGAAGGAUCCUCACUGCCAUCCGUCAGUGUCAGGCUUGUUCUGUCACACUUCUCUCAAGCAAAGAUGCCGCCUCCAAACAGCACACGAAAUGGUGCGCUCAUCACUGAAACAGUGGUGGAAGAACCUGAGAGCAGGGACUCUUCUGAGCUGCCUUCUCCCGAUCUGCCCUCUCCCGGCACGGUAGCAUCAUUGUACCUGAGCAAAACUAGCUCCCGGGCAAAAACCCAACAGACGCAAUAUGUUGGAUUACGACAAAGCAAUGAAAGUAAUGUAGAUGCUUUUGGUAACUUUCAAUGGCAAGAACUUCCUGCAGCGGCAGGCACAGCGAUCCCUCCAUCUCAGGCACCAAGUCGAAAGAAUCCGGCUUUAGGGGCCUCAGGUAAAGAGCCAAACCCAUCUGGCUCGCGACGACCAUCUGUAUGGACGAGGUCAAAAUCCCUGGCUGAGAAUUAUUUCAAACCCGAUGCGUCGACUGAGCAAGGGCGCGGGCAGAGCUAUUUCAAGCCACGUACCGAAGUGACUGCAGUAGGUCUCAACACCACGAAUACUUCAGGGUCUGAAUGGCCACAAUCUGCUCCUAAUUCUGCAUUCAACUUUGGAAGAAGGAGGAGCUCCGCAGGUCUCGUGGCGCCCGACUCUUUGGCGCCUGUUAGCAGUCGAACUGAUAGCCGGAAUCAUUCCCUCCCAUCCCAGCUGAGAAGCGCAUCUGCUUCUCAAGAGACUGGACUGAAAUCCCAUCAGAACAAGCCCGAUCGACGCCGGGAAAAGCGUCUUUCCAUCACGGAAUACAUCAGGCCCAGUGUAAGUGCGGAAGGAGGUCGAAGAAACUCGGGGACAUUUCCGACAACGUCCACCAGUGCGCGAGGGUCUCAGUCGACGACAGUCUCUCGGAAGAGUGAAGAGGCUGCUGUUGACGCUAAGGUAUCUGCAAUUUCCGGCAAGCCUCCCUUCAAAUAUUCCAAUAUUUGGGCUCCGCCAGUAAAGUCCGGGUCGCCUGCACAAAGUCUUGUUGCUCGUCAUCCUUCAGCGUCCGAGGAGGCUUUGGGCCGUUCGAAAACCCGAGCAUCGAUUGCAGUCUUCGAAAAGGCUAUACCAAAGCCCGGGGUUUAUUUUCGAACACGCCGGAUCAAUGAGAAGUUCACCGAUCGGUCGUGGCUCAAGCAGAAAAAAGAUCCCCGGCAAAGAUGGUUGAGCAUGUUUCCAUUGCUGGGCAUAAUCAUGGGCUUAAUCAUUGCCGGAGUGUACAUCUUCCUUGGCGUUCGAAGCGUUCCCCAACACAAAUACUGUAUGAUAUACGAAGAUGACUUCACUUCUGGAACGUUGAACCCUGACGUAUGGACGAAAGAGGUCGAAGUGGGUGGCUUUGGAAACGGCCAGUUCGAAGAGACAACGGCGACUGAUGAGAACGUCUUCAUCAAAGACAGCAUACUCCACAUCCAGCCUACACUCCAAGAUGUCAACCUUCUCACCCACAACCAUACUCUCAACCUUACCAAAUUGGGGACCUGUACCUCGAAUCUUUGGUCCAACUGCGUGGCCGUGACCAACACCACGAACGGGACAAUCAUCAAUCCCGUGAAAUCAGGUCGUAUCAAUACCAAAAAGGGAGCAAAUUUGAAAUACGGCCGUAUUGAAGUUGUGGCCAAAAUGCCGCAGGGCGACUGGCUAUGGCCUGCGAUCUGGAUGUUACCGAAAGACUCUGUAUACGGAGUAUGGCCUCAAAGCGGAGAGAUUGAUAUUGCAGAGUCGAGAGGGAAUAACUUCACAUACCCUGAAGGUGGAGACAACGUCAUGUCUUCAGCCCUUCACUGGGGCCCGGAUAGUACCAACGACGCAUGGUGGCGGACAUAUCGCAAACAGAGCGCUUUGCACUCGACCUUCUCGGAGCAAUUCCACACAUUCGGGCUAGAAUGGAGUGAGAAGUACCUAUAUACCUACCUCGACAGUCGCUUGUUGCAGGUACUCUACAACAAGUUCAACACUCCGUUCUGGAAAAGAGGCCAAUUUCCGCUCUCCGAGGCCAAUGGCACAGCGAUUGUUGAUCCUUGGUCUCAAAGUGGUGACGCGGCUCCAUUUGAUGAAGACUUCUAUUUGAUCCUCAAUGUUGCCGUGGGAGGAACGAACGGAUGGUUCAAGGACGGCGUAAACAGUAAGCCGUGGGUAGACACGAGCACGUUGGCGAAGAGCGAAUUUUGGGCCGCAAAGGACUCGUGGUACCCAACUUGGCAGAACACGCACGGCAGUUCGUUGCAAGUCAAAAGUGUGAGGAUGUGGCAGCAACAAGGGUACAAUGGAUGUGCAGGUAAUGCGAAAAGCAUUAGCCAUAUGGCCAGUUCAUCUGUAGAAUAGUUAGCAGGAAUUGGUAUGUUAUUUCCAAGCGUGGGUGGAUGAUGGUGGGAAAGCGCCCGGAGUUGAGAUGCCUUGGGGUGGUCAUUGUAUCAUGCGCGCGUCGUCACUGCCGAGAUAAUCGUCGGGUCGUUGCACCGCAGAUGCCUGGGAUGGACAAAGGCAGAGCGCGCCUUUGACGGAUUUUGUACAGAAGGGGGUUUGCGUCAUGGCCACACAGGCAAUCAAAGAGUCAUCUCGAUUGUUCAUGAAAAGGAUGGCAUUCGGAUGUGACAGUCGCACGCACGGUGAUCUAAAACAGUACGGAGUGGUCUCGAUAAGAGUAGAUGACGGAACACAAGGACAUGAAUUGCAUUCCGAU